ACGCCAUGGACAUGCUGCUCUGCUUUGCCCUCUCAUGAACCUAUUGGUGGGGUUCUUCACUGCACAAACAAGAUUCAAAAAUAUAAAUUUUCUCAAGAAACCAAUAACAAAGUCUCAGAUUCCUGAACAACUCCACCUUGCUAGGAGUUAGUUUAUUUUUUGUUGGCCUAUCCGUUCCUUUAAACUCUCCAACCAACCCUCAAAAAUCAAGAGCAAAAUCAAAAGAAAAAACUUUGAAGAAAAGAAACAAACAUCACCUAUUGAGAAUUGAGAAGCCACUCAAAUCUUCACCUUCUCUCUCUUUCUCUCCUAGGAGCAAGGAAAAGAUCAAUUCCAAUGGAGGUUUCAUGCAGAAUUCUGAGAAGAUCAAUUCACAGUUUUCUUCAAAACUAUCAUUUUUUCUCAUCAACUGUGGCUUUUCUGGCCCUUCCUUUCUCAGCAUCAAUACUCCUAUCACAGGCUUUAGUUCCAGCCUCUUCAUCCCUCUUGCCUCAAAUACACAGUCACCUGAAGUCUCUCUUUGAUGCUGCUGGCUUUCCUUCCUCAUCAAAGUUGUUUGCCAUUCUCAACCUUAAGGUUUCUCAAACAAUCACUUCUUCAAUCUUCACCCUUCCUUUCACUCUCACAUUUCUCCUCAUUGCAAAAGCAUCCGUAAUUCAAUCUCUAAAUCAACACAAACCGAGUUUUCCUCCUUCCUUCACUUCCACCCUAUACCAUUACAAGCCUCUCCUCCUGACCUAUAUCUACAAUUCUUUCUUUAUUCUCUCUGCAAAUGCAUCUUGCUUUUGCCUCCUGUUUUUGGCCUUCACCUUUGCUGAAGGAUUUGGUUACUCUUCACCAAGUAGCACACGUUUGAUGUCAGCUGCAGCUGCAGUUCUCUUCUCUGUGAUCCUUGCCAAUGCAUUAGUGAUCUGCAACAUGGCACUCACUGUAUCUGGCAUGGAGAAACAUAAGGGGUUCAUGGCAAUUCUGAAGGCCUGUGUUAUGCUAAGGGGAAAGACAUCAAUGGCUUUGUUCCUGGCACUGCCUGCCAAUGUUGGCCUUGCAGCCAUUGAGGCCUUGUUCCAGUUCAGGGUUGUAAGAGCCUAUCACAGUUAUGGAAUGUCAUCAUGGCCUUUUACGGUUUUAGAAGGCAUUUUGAUUGCUUACUUGUACUCACUUUUCAUCAUAAUUGACACAAUUGUCAGCUGCAUGUUUUACAAAUUCUGCAAGAUGGGGUUGAGGGGUGAUCAUGAAGACAAGAUGUUUUCGAUGAUUGAUUUCCCGACAGAGGAGGACAGUUGUGGUUACAUGGUAUUCAAGAAUUUUGAAGAACUACCUUAAGUAACAUAAGGUAGCAUAUCUUUGUAAUAAAUUUGGCCUAAGGUUUUUCUUAUGCUUCACAAAAGGGAAGGAACUCAAGUUAUUUAAACAGUCUUGCAUGCUUUUGAAAAAUUCAUUCAUGUUACUCGAACCAAGUCGAGCAACUUCUGAAGGCACAAAGGUUUUCAUCAGAGGAACCUCAGCUCAGCUAUGUGAAAAAGCUAGAAGCUGAAGAUUGAUUCACCAUUUUAUUUUUAUGUCUUUCUUUUAUGCUCUUAAAAUCUGUCUUCCUUUUAUUCCAACUCUCUACCUUGUAUAUUUAUUGGCAAUAUUUUACUUGUGAAUAAUACGAAAGCUGCUGUUUGUUUC
Vigna angularis (adzuki bean) is the source of this 1671-nucleotide messenger RNA. RefSeq lists its product as uncharacterized. NCBI's taxonomy places the organism in Eukaryota, Viridiplantae, Streptophyta, Magnoliopsida, Fabales, Fabaceae. The coding region runs from base 337 to 1323 and encodes 328 amino acids. The transcript has a single exon. The record is from RefSeq and is a predicted model, not a curated record.